AAGCUUUCCGACACAGGAGAGCUUUGCGAAGCUUGUUGUUUUUCGUCACAGUCAUAAUUCGAACCGACGGGAAAAGAUCGACGUACCGAGUGUGUGGGACAAAAACAAAACCGCUGGACGCGAAAUAAUGGGCCCGCCGCCGGGAGACAGACCGCGCCGCAAGUCGACUGAAAGAACGGGGGACUCCAGCUGGACCGUCGAUUUAUCUUGACAUGGCAUGCGGCAGCACUUAAGGGCGACGAUCGACCGACAGACGGAAGAAAAGAUCCACAACCGCCAAACUUACCAGCUAUUAAAACGCGAGGCAGGACGGUGGUUAUUUUAGUUAACCGUGCAAAAUAAGAGAAGCCGUACGGGAGUUUUGAUGACGCCAACUGAGCCUAACUUGACUGAAGAAACAAAAUGUCGAGCUCACGCGCUAGCUGCCUGUUAGCUUUUUAGCAUCGCGCAACACUGGCGAAGACAUGUAAGGAAAGAUGAUCGAGUCGUAACAGAGAAGCUUUCCCCUUCCUUAAAAAAAAAAAAAAAAGUCACUCGGCCCCCUAAUCAGAUAAAAUGUAGCUUUGAUCGCUGUGCAGUCAACGGUUAGCCUGCUAGCUCGACUUAGCUAGAGUGCUAAAAAUAGACCAUGACCACCAGCAGCACGACGACUACCAGGAGCAAGUAGGCCGCGAGCCACAAAGCGGCGAGGAAAAUGUCAAACAACCUUCGUCGUCUUUUCGUUCCUCUUCCAUAUGUGCCAACGUCUCCCCGCCAUGCUCGUCCGUAUUCCCGGUCCAGCACAGCCAGCCAUGGAUAAAGGACUCUGAACCCACCACCGAAUAUUAGCCCGCUAGUCCUCGCUUUCACCUAGCGCCGCUAUGGGUCUUUAUUGCAGGAAGUUAAACUACUACUAAUUAACAGCCACAUUUUUGCUCUCGUUUUUGUUUACAGAUCUGCUGAAAACCGGUCGACAGUAGGGUUUGCGUCUUAAAAUGAUGGAUUCAUGAACAAACAACAAGGAGAUGUAGUCUUUAUUGUAUCUCCCAUCCGCCACCUUGCAAAAAACAAACCAAAAAAAACGUAAAAAUGACUUGAUAUGGUGUUUGGUUAGAAAACCUGUUUCAGUUUUUAGUUGUAGAGUGGCUAGUUCACGGACUUGGUCAGCGCGCCAUCGACUAUAAGCGCAACCUCAAAAAAAAUUAAUAGAGCGAGCGGGUCAAAAAGGAAAGUUGACACAUCGCAUCUGAUGAUGGGGGAUCCAACCACGCGACGAAACCAAACCAGAAAUCGUCUCCGCGCUCAGCUGCGGAAGAAACGGGAAUCGUUGGCCGAUCAGUUCGAUUUCAAGAUUUACAUCGCCUUUGUUUUCAAGGACAAGAAAAAAAAGUCGGCGCUCUUCGAGGUGGCCGAAGUGGUGCCAGUGAUGACGAACAACUACGAGGACGACAUCCUGCGAGGCGUGCGAGAUUCCCGCUACUCCCUGGAGAGUUCUAUAGAGCUCCUGCACAAGGAUGUGGUGCAGCUCCAUGCCCCCCGAUACCAGUCCAUGCGAAGGGAUGUGAUUGGCUGCACGCAGGAGAUGGACUUCAUCCUUUGGCCACGCAACGACAUCGAGAAGAUCGUCUGUCUGCUCUUCUCCAGAUGGAAGGGAGCCGACGAUGAGCCUUUCAGGCCCAUUCAGGCCAAGUUUGAGUUCCAGCACGGCGACUACGAGAAGCAGUGCUUGCACGCGCUCACUCGCAAGGACAAAGCUGGAAUGAUCAUGAACAACCCCGCACAGUCAGUCUUUCUCUUCAUGGACCGACACCACCUACAGGGUGUUAAAAGCAAGGCGACGGUGCUGAAGCUGUGCAGCCUGUGCUUGCACCUCCCCCAGGACCAGCUGACUUGCUGGGGCAUGGGCGACGUCGAGGACCACCUCAGACCUUACAUGCCCGACUAGGCUUCUUCCCAAGCGGGGGAAAUGCCGCCCCCCCCCCCUCCUCCAUCCCUCUCUGUCCUGCCUUCAGAAGCCAUUUUGAUGUUCUCAUUUUCCCCCUCUUCUUCCUCGUCCUCUCUCCCUCGACCUCCCACCCUCCACGCCCCAUUCCCGCUCAGUCAUCCAUUUUGUUUUCCGUCAACCUGCACGAACAUUGAUUUGGAGUGAUAGGUCGCUGUGGCCGUCACGGCGGCAGGCGGGAACUCUUUUAUGUUGGAAGAGAGAGAGAGAAAUACGGACAUGUCGUUUAAUCCUUGUUGUCACAGGAGAAGAGGUGUUAUGUCUUGUUUAUUUGUCAUUUCUGGGAAAAACAACAUUGGGGUGUAACACAAUUGUAAUAACACCACGGACAGUAAGACGUUCAGUUCAAUCACAUGUGCCGUUAUCGCUUCUUCUUUGCUGGACUCAAUUUCACUUUUUUGGGGAGGGGGGGUUAUGUUACGCUUGAAUUACUACUGAUGUUUGAUUUGGGAUGUGGGCUACUUCACCAAUGAGAAUAACAAUAGUGCACCUAACUAAAGCAAACUAACAUUUUCUGUUUUGAUUGGAUCAAAUUGCUUGUCAAAGAUUUUUUUUUCAUGUUCAUGACUCAAGUGUGUCCAGUUGAAGGUUUGAGGCUUUUUUUUUCUUCUGUUGAUCAAUACUGCUGAGCAUAUAUCAAUACAAAUUGUCAACGCAA
Molecule: messenger RNA, 2639 nt
Organism: Hippocampus comes (tiger tail seahorse)
Lineage: Eukaryota; Metazoa; Chordata; Actinopteri; Syngnathiformes; Syngnathidae
Gene: cunh6orf62
Product: chromosome unknown C6orf62 homolog
Exons: 5
Coding region: 1229-1924 (231 amino acids)
Source: RefSeq, a predicted model, not a curated record